Molecule: messenger RNA, 1673 nt
Organism: Chenopodium quinoa (quinoa)
Lineage: Eukaryota; Viridiplantae; Streptophyta; Magnoliopsida; Caryophyllales; Amaranthaceae
Product: UDP-glycosyltransferase 86A1-like
Exons: 2
Coding region: 184-1605 (473 amino acids)
Molecular function (GO): UDP-glycosyltransferase activity
Source: RefSeq, a predicted model, not a curated record
AGUGUCUAAAUCACUAGAUCACUAAUCCGAGUCUGAUUAACAAGUAAGAGGUUCUGAACUAGUUGAUAGUUCUUCUUACUUACCAAACCAUAUAUGUGUACAUCUAUAGAAAUCCUACGGCCAUAUAAGUGAAAAUACCAAUACAAGCUAAGUUACACAUUUUCCUGCAUUUUAACAAAAAUUAUGGAAGCUCCAAACUCAGAUAAAAAAGUUCAUCAUGCAAUAGUUCUUCCCUUACCACUUCAAGGCCACUUAAAUCCUGCCGUUAACUUCUCUCUCAAACUUGCAUCAUCAAAAAACUUCACCAUAACUUUCUUAACCUUUGAAUUCCUCCACCAACAAAUCACCCAAGCCUGCCCUAGAGACAACUCCGACGACAUCUUUUCUAGAGCUCGUACCGGGCUUGAUAUCCGGUAUAGGGCUAUACCCGACGGACUGCCUUUGGAGUUUGAUAGGGCGGGUAAAGGUGAUGAGUUUGUAGGUUGGUGUUUGCAUGGUGGUAUGUUUGAUUUAAUGGAUAAGGAAAUUGAGAAGUUAGUGUUGAAUUCAAACCCAAAAGUUGAUGUGUUAAUUAUUGACUCAUUUUAUCCUUGGGCUUCUAAGAUUGCUAAGAAGUUUGGGCUUCGAUCUGCUUCGUUUUGGACUGAGCCUGCUUUGGUUUUCAAUCUUUAUUAUCAUAUUCAUCUCCUUAAGCAACAUGGUCACUUUGAUUGCCCUGAUAUUCGGAAGGAUCCAAUUGAUUACAUACCAGGAGUAGACUCAAUUGACCCACAAGACUUGAUGUCAUAUCUCCAUGACAAAGAUAUCUCAACAAACAUUCACAACUCAAUUUUUCAAUCAUUCCAAGAAAUUAGAUUAGCCGAUUAUGUACUUUGUAACACAGUUGAAGAGCUUGAAUCAAACACCAUCUUAGCCUUACAAGAUAUCAUGCCCAUUUUUGCAAUUGGGCCAAUUUUCCAAUCCGAGUCACUAGAAAAUAUUGUGUCCACAAGUCUUUGGGCCAAGUCCAAUUGCUUGGAAUGGCUGGGUACCAAGCCCAAUUGUUCGGUUUUGUAUGUUUCAUUUGGUAGCCUUGCUAAUUUUACUCAAAAUGAUGUUGUGGAGAUUGCUUAUGGUCUUAUGGAAAGCAACGUUGAUUUCAUUUGGGUGCUUCGCCCUCGUACCGUGCUUCAUGAAUCCAAUCACUUGUUGCCCAUGGGGUUCGAGGACCUCGUUUGUGGUCGUGGGAUGGUUGUUCCUUGGACUAAUCAAAUCGCGGUUUUGUCUCAUCCUGCUAUUGGUGGAUUCUUGACACAUUGUGGGUGGAACUCUGUGUUAGACAGUAUGUGGUAUGAAGUUCCAAUGUUGUGUUUCCCGGUAUUUUCUGAUCAAUUUCCUAAUCAGAAGUUAGUGGUUGAUGAUUGGAAGGUCGGAAUUAAUUUGUGCAAGGAAAAACCAUUGAGGAAGGAGAUAACGGCACAAAUCAAGAGUUUUAUGAUUCAACACAAAGGUAAUGAAUUGAGGAAACACAUUAGUGUGUUAAGGAAACUAUUAGGCAACGCAUUAGAAGAUGGUGGAUCUUCAAGUAAAAAUUUAGAUCUGUUUAUUGAGCACUUGGAUCAGUGACAUGAAUUUCAUAUGAAAUAAGUCCUUAUGUAUCCUUCUAAUACAUGCAUUUUAAUUUCGCUAUAAGA